AUGCGCCCCACUCCUGCUCCCGCAGACUCGCGUCCCAGUCCGCUCCUCAAAGGCAUCCGCCGCCCGCGGAAGUUUAGCGCCAUCAGACGCGAAAACGUCCUCGCAGCCAUGAGCCCCCGGCGUCCUAGCAGCUCCCUCGAGCCCUUCCUCGGCACCUACCGCAUCGUGUGGGACUCCGAGUCCAACAGCUACCCGCGCCGCGAGGUCUUCAAGAACAACGACCCAGAGGACGGCCUCCUCGAGCUGACGCGACCGAAGCGCGCACAGGCGUGGCCGAGGGAGCACGCGGCCACUUCGAGCGUCGUCCUCCGCUUCUGCGACUCCUUCCUCGGCGCGGACCACACCGCGUCCCACCUCAAGCCCUCCCUGCGCCCCACGCCCGCCUCCGCCUCCCCACCCCAAAACCCCUCCGUUUCCAGCCCGGGCUCGUCCUUGCUCUCCCCGUCCCCCACCUCCCCAUCCCUCUCGCGCUCAUCCUCGCGCCGCUCCCGCCCGAACACACCCUCUACCUCCUCAUCCCGAAACGCCGACUCCUCCUCCGCUCACGACCCAGACGGCCCGCCGCGCUUCUGGCAGCUCGACUGGGACCCGUCCUUCCCGCGCCUCGGCUUCCGGCACGAGGGCAUGGACCUCACCGCGCCCUUCGGCCACGCGCUCUCCUUCGCGCGCGUGCGCGACGACCGCGGCUUCCCUUUCGCCGUCCUCGACCUGCGCCCCGCGAGCGACCAGGGAGGGGAAGGGUAUAUUACGGUCGUGGCGAAAAGGGUGCCGGACCGGUUUGCGAGGGAGGGCUUGUCGGAGGGGGAGAGGGCAAGGUUGAGGAUGGGGGAGGUGCAGGAGGGCUCGGAUGGUGUUCGACGAGAAGAAGUUAUCGAACAGGCCGAAGCGGACAUCGCAGCGAUGCUGCAGCGCUCGCGCAUCGCACUCGACGUCCCCAAAUACCUCUCGAGCGACCACGACGUCGUCUGGGGAGUCGCGACCCAGCCAUCGGAGGAGGUGAGCCCAAGCGCCCACGCUGGGGUAUACGACGCAGUCUCGACCUCCUUCUCCUGGCACGGCGCCCCAGCCGUCCCUGGGGUACACACCCUCGACGCCGACGCGCGCUGGACCUUCCGACGUGCCCACCCCGCUCUGUACGAGCUCGCCAUGAGCAAGGCCGUCACGCUCACACUGGCCCACGCCCCGCUAUUCCCCGGGGACGACCGCCCCAGGUUCGCGAUCCUAGACGCAGAGAUGCGCGACUCACCUUCUCCCCCUCAUACGCCCUCCGCCUUCAGCGAAACGACGCGGAUGCCAGACGCCAUGGGCGCCCUCGUGCGCACCGACACCGGGUUUGCCAUCCCAAGCUGGGACUGGGAGGAGUCCGAGCCGCACGCCUCGGCGAGCCCCUUCGGGUCUGCGCGCGCGGUGCUCCGCUUCAGCUGCGAGCCCGACGCCGCGCGCCGUCCGUUCGUCGCCCUCGAGUGGACGGUGCCCGGUGGGGAGCUCGUGAUGCUGACGGUGUUCAAGCGGUGGCGGGAGGAGGAGAAAGAGAACGGGGUGGGGCGUGGGCUGGGCGUGGAGGAGCGGAGGAGGCUCGGGAUUGGACUGGGGUAUGGGGAGCUAGUGGCGAAUUGGGAAGCGGGGAGGCGGUACUGGGAGGGAGCGGAGCGGGAGCGCGCCGGGGCUGGGGUGGCUGUUUGCGACGCUUCAAAGUACCAGUUCCUUCACACUUCGUGCCCUGUAGAGGACCUAGGAGUAAAAACAGGCAUGCCUGGACCGUUGACCAGGAAUAUGUGCGAUAGCGAGAAUGUUCCUAAGAUCCUAGACGGAGACAAAGUAAUAUGGGGCGUGGUAUCCUUGACGAUGUUGCCCUCUGGGUUUCUCCCGGAAGGCGUCCCGCCUGUUGCAACUUCCGUGAUUCCUGUUGUCCCGGUUGCCCCACCCUCCCCUUCCAUCGCUUCAACCCGUGCACUCGACCCUUCCCCUGGCAAGUCGCAGACGCGUGCGUUUGUUGGCGAGAUAAACUCUGCGGGACCAAUUGAGGUGAAAUCCGAGCGACCGGUGUACAAGGCGUUCGGUACACACAAAUAUCCAGCCGAAUUGAUUCAGCGUGCUAAACAACGAGCCGCCUCGAUACCGCCAACGGGAGCCGUGUCGGGGCUUGUACUGGGGAAGCGAGCGGAGAUGGACCAGAACCAGAGCAAGAUGUUCGAGCAAGUCGUCGCCGGCGCCACAGGAGGAGAGGCCAUCGCACUGGACGUCAGCAACCCGACCAAGCCACAGGAGACCAGUACUCGUCAGGUCCCUGCCAGGGCGGUGGGGGUGCGGCGGGAAGAGUCCACUAUCGUCCUGCCCAGACCGUUGUGCAUGAGGACGCCUCACACCGUGGAACCUAUUAAAAGAGACCUCAGGGUCUGGUUGGGGUGGCAGGUGCGGAAAGAAGUCCGGCGGUCGGGUGGCACCUCGAUAUCGGGUCUUGAGACAUGUACUAUCGAGCACUGCCGACUUGCGGGGUGCGUUGAAGAGAGGACAGUCGGGGCUAGUGACUCCCCGGCGGAGUAUAAGACGACGUGGACCAUCAAGUGGGACCAUCCAGGGCAUUUUGGCGGAGGGGCCUGCACAUCGCUGUCGCUGGAGUUCAAUUUCCAGACGGAUGAAGAAUCGGAAGACACAGGAGCCCGCGCGCCGCUCGCUUGUAUGCUGUGGACAUUCCUCAGCCCAAAGUCGUGCAAAGUGAUUAUGGUGUUGAAGAAGCGACAGGGGUCUUCGACCGACAAGAUGCUGACCUCAGAGGAGAAGCAGAUGUUGGGUAUAGGAAUGAACUCGCAACAGGUGAAGAAGCAUUACGCGUCCCGGAAAGGAGCAGCAUAG
Molecule: messenger RNA, 2853 nt
Organism: Trametes versicolor FP-101664 SS1
Lineage: Eukaryota; Fungi; Basidiomycota; Agaricomycetes; Polyporales; Polyporaceae
Exons: 9
Coding region: 1-2853 (950 amino acids)
Source: RefSeq, a predicted model, not a curated record